Mesorhabditis belari is the source of this 315-nucleotide messenger RNA. The record is from the annotation of a GenBank genome assembly. NCBI's taxonomy places the organism in Eukaryota, Metazoa, Nematoda, Chromadorea, Rhabditida, Rhabditidae.
AUGCCGGUGAUUCAUGUUGAAAGCGAUGAUCACUUCAAGACUCUCUUAGAGGAAAACAAAAACAAAGUCGUCGUCAUUGAUUUCACCGCCAGCUGGUGUGGACCAUGCAAAUUCAUCGCUCCACUCUACGAGGAGUUGGCUAAUUCCCAUCCGAACACCGUUUUUCUCAAAGUCGACGUUGAUGAGUGCACUGGAGCCGCGAAUGACGUCGAAGCGAUGCCGACUUUCCGAUUUUUCGUCAACGGAGAGAAAGUCGCCGAGUUCACCGGUGGAAACGAGUCAAAACUGAAGGAAUACGUCGAGAAAUACGCUGUU